Amorphotheca resinae ATCC 22711 is the source of this 1363-nucleotide messenger RNA. RefSeq lists its product as hypothetical. Bases 292 to 1209 code for a protein of 305 amino acids. The record is from RefSeq and is a predicted model, not a curated record. NCBI's taxonomy places the organism in Eukaryota, Fungi, Ascomycota, Leotiomycetes, Helotiales, Amorphothecaceae. The transcript has a single exon.
AUAAUGGAGACCGGUGGACGUGCGCGCGUAACGCCCUCAACAACCUGUCAUUUCCUGCGAAUCCCAAAAGGUACGGGUGUAUUGUUCUACACCGGUUCCAAAUCUCUGCCAAGGUCCUGACAACCGUGAGCAGAAAUCCGCCUGAUCAUAUAUCGCCUCCUCCUCCUUGGGCCCGGGAACACCUUGCUAUGGAUAAACCCAUCAUACGACAAUCCAGACACACACGAGGAGGACGAUGAGAAUGCAUGGGUGGACGAGAAUCCUUGGGUAGAUGAUGUGGACGUCGACGAUAUGCUUCCAUCUUCCGACGACGGUGUGCAGUGGCUCGAGGAUAUGAUCUUGCACGGCCAAGCCCCGGAGCACUUUCUUUCUCGGAAGCCCAGCCAAUCCUCCUCCCAUCCCUCUAUAGACAAGGAUCCAGAAUUUCACGGGGCAAUUCUACGAACAAACCGCCAGAUUUACUCGGAAGCUUCCUCUCUUCUCUAUACGGAAUGCACCUUGGUGGUGGAGCCUGGCGAUAUAUUCUGCUUGGGAGAGAGGGUGACCGGACCCCGAAGAUUUGGAGUCCCGAGUGAACGAGUUUGGAGACACAACCCCCUCCAUGGACUCGGCACGACGGGGGAGAAUGGGGUAGUCACCUACGAUACGCCUCCAAUGCGCGGGAAGCUGGACCCUCACGUUUUUGCUCGUUUCCAGAAGAUCAGUUUCGACGCGAGUUUCGGAUACGACCAUACACAAUUCAUGGAGAUUUGGAUGCGCGACGACAAUACCGUCAAUCCCUCCGACGCUGUCUCGUUGAAGGACGCCUUCCGCGAAUCCCCAGUUAUUCAGAAUUUCGUAAAACUUAUGUCCUGCUUGCCGAAGAUCGUCAGUCUCGAGAUCGAGUUGGAGGUGGAGAUUAUGUGCAAUUGUAACGCGAUGGCGCAGAUGCCCGACGAUAGCGAUGAUGAAUCAGAAGAGUUAGAAGAGCAAGUGGACAAGAUAAUGGAUGUUGCGAACGAGAGAGCGACGGAACUUUUCCUUGAUAGCAACACCUGCGAGCCAUUGCUGCAGCUCACAAACGUCAGCCAAUUUGACUUCAAAUUCGGAUUUGAUCACCGCGAAGAGAAUGAGCGUUAUACGCCUUUGCCGAGACAUCUGAAGCUGUUCAGCGAUAUGAAGAAGGUGAUCGAGGGCAAUUUCACGGAAAAAAUGGCAUCUUUGGUUUGAUUUGGGAUUGGUAUAUGCUUGGCAAAAGUUGUAACGUUAUGCUCAGAGACUUCGGUUGGAUGGAAUGAGGAAAAGGGGUGAGUGACCAUCGACCAGCUUAAUCUACAUGCCAGACAGCCAAUAAUUAGACCCAUUAAUUCAAGCUUCCAAGGGU